Rangifer tarandus platyrhynchus (Svalbard reindeer) is the source of this 303-nucleotide messenger RNA. The record is from the annotation of a GenBank genome assembly. Lineage: Eukaryota; Metazoa; Chordata; Mammalia; Artiodactyla; Cervidae.
AUGUCAUAUCCAAACUGGUUUUUGGUUUUUUGGUUUUUGGUUUUUUUUUUAAUGGACAACCAGAAUAGAUGGGGCUUCCCUGGUGGCUCAGAUGGUAAAGAAUCUGUCCACAAUGCUGGAGAGAGACCCAGGUUUGAUCCCUGGGUCGGUAAGAUCCCCUGGAGGAGGGAAUGGCUACCCACUCUAGUAUUCUUGCCUGGAGAAUCCCAUGGACAGAGGAGCCUGAGGGGCAGCAGUCCAUGGGAUUGUAAAGACUCGGACACGACUGAGCGACUAACCCACAGAAUAGCAUUAAAAAUUUAA